This is a messenger RNA of Tripterygium wilfordii, 1503 nucleotides long. Its product is annotated as protein COFACTOR ASSEMBLY OF COMPLEX C SUBUNIT B CCB4, chloroplastic. The record is from RefSeq and is a predicted model, not a curated record. The transcript is spliced from 9 exons. Gene Ontology annotation, biological process: cytochrome b6f complex assembly. Gene Ontology annotation, cellular component: chloroplast. The coding region runs from base 67 to 954 and encodes 295 amino acids. NCBI's taxonomy places the organism in Eukaryota, Viridiplantae, Streptophyta, Magnoliopsida, Celastrales, Celastraceae.
UCACAAACUCAAAACUGAAAAGUGAGGAUUGAAUUGAACUCCAGCAUACAUCUUCGUUUCGUUUCCAUGGAAGCGGGAACUAUCGCCAACAGUCCCAUUCAGUGGAGCUCCGUACGCCCUCUGUGCAAUCGUCCCGCCACCAAUUCCCUAAGCUUUAUUAGGGCUUCUUCGAAUUCGCUGAAUGAGGGGCGUUACAGAGGGCCAAAGCCUAGAAGAGAUUGGGUGGCUGAUUGGGUAUCCAACAAUGACGAUGUCGUUCGGAGCUUGCCAAUAUACGUCGGAGGGGUCUCCAUGCUUGCUGUGCUCUUCAAUCGCACUGUUUCGGGCAUUGCGCCAGUUGCUGACGCCAGUAGCUCACAAUCUAGGGCAGAUCUACUGACACUUGGAUUGGCUGUGACAAAUAUAUUAGCUGGUCUGGUAUGGCUGUCAAUCCGGCCAAAAUCUAUCUCUGUGGUAAAUCCUCAAGGUGUUGAGUGUCAACUCAUAUCUCCUCAACUACCCGACUCUGUAGUUUCUGAGUUGUUAUGGGUAUGGGAUUCCCUUUCGGCUGUCACAUGUUGCAGAUCUCUUGUUGUUGUUUAUGAUUGCACUUGUAUCCUACAAAUUGGAGUGGCAGCUGAAUCUCACAAUGACUGCGAACCCCUGGCAGUAGAUGCUAGUCAAUUGGUCCAAGGAUCACUUUAUCAAAGUGUCAUGAAAUCUGGAGCACAAAGCUACUUAGCUAACCUAUCUCUUUAUCCCGGGAGAUCAGAGAUGCCCUUUUUGCCUUCAAACACACAGGCAGUGAUCUUGCAGCCACUUGGAGACAAAGGUAUUGCAAUUAUCGGCGGUGACAUGAUUAGAGGUUUCACAACUUUGGACCAGGCAUGGAUCACAUUUAUUGGAGAGAAGCUGGAUGCUACUCUAGGAAAAUAUCUGAUUAACGAUACACUGGCUGUGCAAGAAAGGAAUUGAAACUGGAGACAGUAGGCAUUGGAGCAUGUUCAUGACAUUGAUUUUACCCUUUACUUGAGCUCUUAUGCCAAAGACGGUCGGCAAAAGCAUAAUGGCAAGUCCCGACCCACAUUGUUAGGGGAAAGUUAGAUAUGCGGGAAAUUGGUGAGGUGAAGGGUAAACAAAGAGGCAAUGAAAGUCCUAAACAGGAGCUGCGGGUGGGUGCCAACUGCCAAUUCCAAUGUUCUCUCUGCAGGCCAGACUCACUGACCUUGUGUAGUCAUCUAAUAAAUGAGUAAACACAGGAUUAUAUUAAUUUCAUUAGUAAGGGUGGAAAGAAUAGGUGAUCUUUAUGUAUUUUGUUUUUCUUAUCUUUUAUGAGCUUUCAUUAGUAGGAGUAUAAUUGGCAGUAUAGAAACCAAAGCGGUGUUUCUGAUGGUUGGGUUGGCAGGAGUCGCCAAUUUCAGAUUUAUUGCAUUUGAAUUGGAUUGUACUUCAUUUAAAAGAAUGCUUCUCUGCUAACUCUAUGAAUUUGGUUGGCUGCUGGUAAAACAUAAUUUUUUCUGAAAA